Messenger RNA from Nerophis ophidion (straightnose pipefish), 4947 nucleotides. It is a transcript of the gene pcdh18b, whose product is annotated as protocadherin 18b. Lineage: Eukaryota; Metazoa; Chordata; Actinopteri; Syngnathiformes; Syngnathidae. The transcript is spliced from 4 exons. The coding region runs from base 427 to 4101 and encodes 1224 amino acids. The record is from RefSeq and is a predicted model, not a curated record. Gene Ontology annotation, cellular component: plasma membrane. Gene Ontology annotation, molecular function: calcium ion binding. Gene Ontology annotation, biological process: homophilic cell-cell adhesion.
UUGGCUGAGCCUGGAAUAGUUCUUCCUCUAGGCCAUUGUUGUGGCACACUUUUAAUGCAGGAGUGUGUGAGAGGAGGAGGGGGGUUAAUCCUGCUUUUAGUGUCUUUGUAUAAGAUUUUUGAGGCGACAGCUUGGGUGCGGGGUGGGUGGAGACACUGCAAGCUGAGCAGGCGAGCAAGGCAUGCACUCCCCGAAUCCCUCCCUUUCACUCUUUCACUCAGUGCUUCUCUGCCAACGGCCACAUGUGGAUAUAUGCAACAGAUCUGUCGGCAAGGAGUGGGAUUUUCCUCUGUUUUCUGCUUUUUCUCUUCAAUCCGAUGCUGAACAAGAAAUGAGGAUUUUAUAAUGUUAGAAAAUUAAGAAGAUUCUUUUUUUGGGUGCUUUGCCCCCGCCCUCCUCCUCUGUGUAGGUCUCAAUCGCAGUAAGAUGGGGACUAAAUGCAACGGAGGCAAAGGCAGCGCCCCCCCCUCUGUACUAUUCAAACUAUUCAUCUGGAUUGCACUUGUAAACUGUGUCGACGGCAAGACAUUAAAAUACCAAGUGUAUGAAGAGCAGCGAGUGGGGACUGUUAUCGCACGGCUCAAGGCGGAUGUUGCUGAAGUUUUAUCCAAACUACCGAGCUCUCUGUCUUUUCGCUUCAAAGCCAUGCAGCGGGGGAGUACGCCGUUCCUGUCUGUCCGCGAGGAUGACGGAGAAAUCAGCAUUGGCUCCAAAAUCGACCGCGAGAAGCUCUGUGAGAAAAAUUUGAACUGUUCCAUUGAAUUUGACGUGGUCACGCUUCCGACCGAGUACCUGCAGUUGUUCCACGUGGAAGUGGAAGUGUUGGACAUAAACGAUAAUUCCCCGCACUUCUCCCGUGCUAUUGUCCCUAUUGAGAUCUCUGAGAGCGCGUCUGUGGGCACUCGAAUCCCACUAGACGCCGCCAUGGACGCAGACGUUGGGGAGAACUCGCUGCACUCAUACUCCCUCACUCCCAACAACUUUUUUAAGAUUGACAUCAGGACCAGGACUGACGGAGCCAAGUAUGCAGAGUUGGUAGUCACACGGGAGUUGGACAGGGAGGUGCAGUCCAGCUACCAGCUGCGGCUUACAGCUUCAGAUAAUGGUGGACCCCCCAAGUCUGGCUCCACCUUGCUUAAAAUUAGCAUCUCUGAUUCAAAUGACAACAGCCCAACAUUUGAAGAGCAAGCAUAUGUCAUCAAUUUUUGGGAAAACUCUCCUCUUGGGACUCUUCUCAUUGAUUUAAAUGCUACAGAUCCAGAUGAGGGCACUAACGGGAAAAUAGUCUACUCUUUCAGCAGUCAUGUCCCACCAAAGAUCUUGGAAACCUUUAAAAUAAAUCCAGAAAAUGGCCACAUCACUCUUAUUAAAAAGGUGGACUUUGAAGCCACUUCAUCGUAUGAGCUUGAUGUUCAGGCGCAGGAUUUGGGCCCAAACUCCAUUCCAGGGCUUUGCAAAAUAGUUGUGAAAGUUGUGGAUGUAAAUGACAAUAAACCAGAGAUAAACAUCAACCUGAUGACGCCAGGCAAAGAGGAAGUGGCCUACAUUUCAGAGGGCGCACCUGUGGAUACCUUCAUUGCUCUGGUUCGCAUCGACGACAGUGACACAGGGCUGAAUGGUGAAGUGGUGUGCAGGCUUCAUGGCCACGGUCACUUCAGACUUCAGAAAACAUAUGAGAAGAACUACAUGAUCCUCACCAACAUCUCCCUGGAUAGAGAGAAGAGGUCAGAGUACAGUCUAACGGUCAUUGCUGAGGACCGAGGCUCCCCAAGCCUCUCCACCAUCAAACAUUUUACUGUUCAGGUGCUGGAUGAAAAUGACAAUCCUCCGCGUUUUGAGAAGAGCCGCUAUGAGGUGUUCAAAUCUGAGAAUAACUCACCAGGGGCCUAUCUGAUGACAGUGGUUGCCUCUGAUCCAGAUCUGGGCACCAAUGGUCAAGUUACUUAUGCCAUAGUUGAUGCCCUGGUGCAGGGGAGCCCCAUUUCCACAUAUGUAACCAUUGACCCGUCCAAUGGUGCCAUCUAUGCCUUGAGGAGCUUUGACUAUGAGGACGUUAGUCACAUCACCUUCAUCAUCCAAGGGCGCGAUGGGGGAAACCCUUCACUGUCUGCUAAUACAACCGUCCUGCUUACAGUUUUGGAUGAAAAUGACAAUCCACCCAUCAUCCUCUACCCUUCGCUGCAAAAUCAUACCGCUGAACUUCCAGUGUGGAAGUACGCAUCUCCCGGUCAGUUGAUCACGGCUUUGAAAGUCACAGACCGUGACGCCGGUGCCAACGGAGAGAUGAGUUGCUCAAUUGUUAGUGGAAACGAAGACGGCCUGUUUGUAAUGGACGCAAGACGUUGUGAGCUCAGAACCAAUGCAAGCUUGGAACAAGUGCUACGAGAUGUGCUGGAGAUCAGGUUAGAAGUCCAGGAUCGGGGAACCAACCGACUCACAACAGGGGCCCUGCUCAAACUCACGCUGCAGGAGAAUAUAGACAUCCUCCCCACUCUUUACCCCACCGGCUCCAGCCAGCCAUCUUUUGAUCUUUCUAUGGUCGUCAUCAUAUCUUUGGGGGCAGUUUGUGCUCUGCUUCUUAUUGUCAUGGUGAUGUUUGCCACAACACGCUGCACCCGUGAGAAGAAAGACCCGAAGCGUAACUACAAUUGCCGAGUUGCGGAAAACAUUUAUCAAAACCAACCAAAGAAACCAACAAGGCAGAUCCACAAGGCAGACAUUACUCUGGUCCCGACAGUCAAUGGAACUCUGCCUGUCCGGUCCCACCCACACUCCCCUUCAGCUUCUCCUGCUCCUGAUCGAGGCACCCUGGGAAGCAGGCAGAGCCAUCACAGCCACCAGUCGCUUAACAGUCUUGUUACCAUUUCCUCCAAUCAUGUGGCUGAGAAUUUCGCCCUGGAGUUGGCCCACACCACACCUCCUGUUGAGCAAGUCUCACAGCUUCUGUCCAUGCUCCAUCAGGGCCAGUACCAGCCACGGCCAAGUUUCAGAGGCAACAAAUACACCAGGAGCUACAGAUAUGCCUUAAAUGAGAUGGAUAAGUUCAGUUUGAAGGACAGCGGACGUGGUGACAGUGAAGCAGGCGACAGCGACUACGAGGCCGGCAGGGAGUCGCCCUUUGAUCGACUCCUUGGUGAGGGAUUUACUGAGCUUUACCUCCAUGAUGUCCAUCACAGAACACAUGCAGGUAUGAGGUUCUGCACUGAGGAGUGUCGUGUUCUGGGUCAUUCGGAUCAGUGCUGGAUGCCCCCCCUUGUCUGCCCAGCUUCAUCCUCCUCCGACUACAGAAGUAAUCUCUACAUUCCUGGGGAGGAAGCUCACCAAUCUGCUGACCUUUCCCCAGAGAACAUCCCACAGCCGAGCCCUGAAGUCGCAUCGGACCGGAACCAGAGCUUCUCCACCUUUGGAAAGGAUCUGAGCAGAGAGGACGUGGAAGGUGGAGGCGAUGAAGACCUUUGUGCAACUUCAUUGUUGUCCGAGAUGAGCAGUGUUUUCCAGCGUCUAAUGCCACAAGGGCUAGAUUCAUACGUUCAAGUCAACGAGAACCAGAAGGGAUCUGGUCUGAGCGGUCUGAGUAUACCGAUGACCGGGUCUUUGGAUCGGAGGAGGGGUCAUCUUCCCGGGAAGGCCAACGCGUCCGUUCACCAGCAGGGUGUGGCAGCAUGGGCCGCCAACACUCACUUCCAGAAUCCAGGAAGCGGCGUCGUCCCGUCUGGUCAUCACCAGGGAGGCAGCUACCACACCCUGAAAGCCAGCACCAAGCUGGGCUGCCAGAAUCUCAGUGUCAAGAACUCACAGGCGGUCAAAAACGGCUCGCAGAACCUCAAACCUCACAGCAGCCAGACACUCACAGCAACGUGCGGUCCUACACCGGCGCUGCCUUGCCACGCUCCUGGGCCGGUACCUGCGCCUCUUCCUGCUCCGCCCUGCAAGUGGCUUCCUGCCAUGGAGGAAAUCCCUGAGAACUAUGAAGAAGACGAUUUUGAAUCGGUCCUCAACCACCUGCAGGGAAAACGCAGCGACAGUCGCCAAGAGCUGGUGGACGCCAGCGAACUGGUGGCUGAGAUCAAUAAACUGCUGCAAGACGUCCGACAGAGCUAGACGCCAUUCUCUUCAACUUUGUCUCUAUGGUUAACAUUUUUAUUGUAUUUAUUCUGCAACCACUGACUUUUUUUUUUUUUUUUUGCACGUGAUUGCGUGACAAGUGAGGUACGAAUUAUAGGAAAGUGAAUUUUACAACAAAUUAUGAUUCGAUUCGAUUCUUGGUGGGACAAUUCGGUUCAGAAUCAAUUCUCGAUUCAAACCGUUUUCACCAUGUAAUAUUUGAUACAAAAAUGAUAAAACCUUUUCAAAACAGGUUAUAAAAGCUCCUCCUUGCUGUUGACGUAUGACGUAUACACAGCAAGUAGGCGUGGAGGUGGCCUAAAAAGCAUUUUCAAAAAUUGUAUUUAAAAAAAAACAUUUGUUUCAAAUGUGAAUAAAUAAGAAUCGCGAUUUAGAUGCGAAUCGCAGACCUAGCGAAAAAGAUCGAAAAGAGGAACAACGAGACCUGCAAUUGUCGUUAAAGUUGCAUUUCUAAGUAGUAAUUAUGUUAUAUGAAUGCUAAACAGCCCAAAAAAUAUUUGUAAUUGUUGGACAUUACUCCACUGUAUUUAUCUUUGUAUUUUAAAAAUACAUUCGUAUGCAUAUAUUUAUAAAAAAAACAAAAACAAUGUAAAUAAACUGAACCAAAGGUCUAUUUUUAUAUAUUUCUGAAUGCAUGUUGUCUACAAAACAAUGAAUUGAGAUUUUGACAUGCGAUUGACAUUCUGGAUAUUUAAAUGUUGUUUUUUCUUCUUUGUAUUGCAUAAUAAUUGUAUGUACGCAUGAAUUUACAAAGUAAGUGAAACUUGUCCAUGUGAGGUUUGUGGGAAAAUAUAUGACACUUCAAUAAAACACAAAAAUGAA